AUGUCUUCCUCGGAGACGAGCUCGCAUGAGCACAAGGCCGCUCACGACGCGUCUGAGCAAAACAAAGAUGCGUCUGGGAGCGCCCCAACACGCUCGCGUCGUGGUCUCGUCUUGGGCGUCGCAGCAGCAGCAAUUGUAACUCUAGCUCUCGCACUCGGGCUAGGACUUGGACUCGGACUACGCCAUAACCACGGCCAAAACUCCUCCUCAAACCCGAGCGCGAGCGCAGGCACAUCUGGCGGCGAUGGCAGCAUCCCAAGUAGCCUCGCGGUAGUGGGCACUCCAGAUGCCAGUGCCGCGUUCCUUUCCAUGGACAUCGCGAAUGCAGCGCCUACGACACGCAACUACGACUUUGUCGUAGAAGAGCGUAGAGGCGCGCCGGACGGCGUCGAGAAGCUCAUGCUCGUCGUCAAUGGCCAGUUUCCGGGACCCACCAUCGAAGCCAAUGCCGGCGAUCGCGUAGUCGUCAAUGUCACAAACAAACUCCCCAACUCAACUGCGAUACAUUGGCAUGGGCUAUUCCAGCGUAACACCAAUUUCUAUGAUGGCACUUUGGCGAUCACUCAGUGUGGCAUCCCUCCCGGCGAGUCCAUGGUCUAUAACUUCACAUUCGACGGCUAUGUCGGCAGCACCUGGUGGCACGCCCAUGCUGGAACACAAUACACCGACGGAAUCACGGGAGCCUUGAUCGUGCACGCGAAAAACGAGUCCGUCCCCGCGUACGACGGCGACCUCGCUCUCCAGAUGGCGGACCUCUACCACGGAUUCUCCCCCGCCCUCCUCAACCUCUACUUCACUCCCGGGGGAAUUGAGGGCACCCCUGGAAACGAGCCCGUCCCGGAUGGCGGCACGAUCAACGGUGUCGGCCAGUACGGCGCGUCCAACAGCUCCUUCUUCAAUGUAACCCUCGAGGCCAACAAGACGUAUCGCCUCCGGCUCAUCAACUCGGGCUCGUUUGUCGCGAUGCUCUUCUCCGUGGACGGCCACGUGCUCACCGUGAUCGAGGCGGACGGCACACCCGUCACUCCGUUCGACGUAGCGAGCGUGUCCGUCGCGGUCGCGCAGCGAUACAGCGUGCUCUUGCACACGAAUGGCAGCGCGGGCGCGUAUUGGAUGCGCGCGGGGCUCGACCAGGAUGCGUUCACUUACGACAACCCGGGAGUCCAGACGGAAGUGCGCGGUAUCCUGCGCUAUGGGGUGGACAACGACGCCAUACCGGAUGUCGCGCUCCUCGAUAACCCUCCCGAUCUGCCAAAUGGCUCUCCGGGUGACCUCGACACGGAUGACCUCGUUCCUGUUGGCGGCGGACCUGCUCCUAAUGCUACUUUCAGCGUGUAUUUCACUAUCUCGAUGCAGUACACGGGCGGGCCGAACUACCUGUCCCAGUUCCUCUCGUUCAUCAACAGCACGUCCUGGGAGCCGCUGCAGGGCACAUCGAGCCUAUUCUCGCAUCUGGGCAACCAAACUGCGGACGGCUCAGCCACGCUCGCGGACUCACAACUGGUCACGACGAUCGACGAAGAGCACAUCGUCGAAUUUAUCAUCGACAACCUGGACGACGGGGACCACCCGUUCCACCUGCACGGUCACAAGUUCUGGAUCGUCGGGACCGGUGCGGGACGAUACCAGCACCAAGCCCUUGACAACAAGGCGCCGAUGCUGCGCGAUACCCUCGUAAUCCCCGCGUACACCUACACGAUCCUGCGCUUCGUCGCGGACAACCCCGGCUUCUGGGCAUUCCACUGCCACAUCCAGUGGCACAUGGCCGCGGGGCUCCUGUUCCAGGUGAACGUCCUCCCGUCGGAGAGCGCGAAGUUCGCGAUCCCGCAAUACAUGCUCGACCAAUGUGCCAAUGCGGGGAACCAGCAGCCGUGA
Trametes versicolor FP-101664 SS1 is the source of this 1875-nucleotide messenger RNA. RefSeq lists its product as uncharacterized. The record is from RefSeq and is a predicted model, not a curated record. NCBI's taxonomy places the organism in Eukaryota, Fungi, Basidiomycota, Agaricomycetes, Polyporales, Polyporaceae. Gene Ontology annotation, molecular function: copper ion binding; oxidoreductase activity. The transcript is spliced from 15 exons. The coding region runs from base 1 to 1875 and encodes 624 amino acids.